AUGUCGCGGAUACUAGGCAGAGCGCUCCCCUGCGCCAGACAAGCUAUCCCUGCGCACCGACAGCUUGUCAGCCGGACGUACAGCUCCCGCCCAGCGUCCGCCCGGGCGCUUCCAAGACUAGCGAUCUUUGCCGGAUUCACAGCCGCGCUUGCAGUUUCCAGCUUCGCGUUGGGGUCGGGCCCCGUCAGGGCGGAGUCGCUGGCUCCCGGACCGGGAAAGCAGGAUCUACUGCCGAAGAAGGAGCCGAAAGAUGGUUAUGCGACAAAGGAGGAGACACUAAAGGCUAUCGAGGUGUUGAGGGGGAAGCUGAGGGAAGAUCAGGUCACGGUGGAUGAGGAUGAGCUCCUGGGGCAUGGGCACUCCGCCAACACAUACCACUCCGCGGCCAAGCCUGAAGUUGUCAUCUACGCGGAGUCCACAGAGGACGUCUCGACAGUUGUCAAAGUAGCAAACCAGUAUCGGAUCCCCGUCACACCCUUCAGCGGCGGCACUUCGCUCGAGGGUCACAUCACCUGUCCUUAUGGUGGCAUCUGUAUCGACUUGUCCCGUAUGGACAAGAUUGUCGAGGUGCACGAGGCAGACUCGGACGCCGUCGUUCAGGCGGGAGUGCAGUGGGAUGCGCUGAAUGAGGAGCUGCUGGAGAGGGGGAUGCAGCUGUUUUUCCCGCUGGAUCCGGGGCCUUCUGCAUGUAUUGGAGGAAUGAUGGCCACGGGCUGUAGUGGGACGAAUGCGGUCAGGUAUGGAACAGCAAAGGGCGAGUGGUUCUUGAACGCUACUGUGGUUCUCCCCGAUGGCGAGAUCAUCAAGACGAGGCAAAGAUCAAGAAAAUCGUCCGCCGGGUACGACCUGACAAAGCUCUUCAUUGGCGCUGAAGGCACAUUGGGCAUCGUGACAGAGGCUACCAUCAGACUGACCCCGCUCUUGCCUACUCGUGUGGCUGUCUGCGGCUUUCCUGGCGUAGAAGAAGCAGUCCAAGCCGUCGGCGAGGUGAUCAACCGGGGCGUACCAAUCCAAUGUGUCGAGCUCUGCGACACCCUCAUGAUGACCGCCAUCAGCAAAUUCGGCAACGUCACCAUGCCACUCCCUGAGCUCGACGCGAUCUUCUUCAAGUUCCAAGGUCCCACAGAUGAAGCCAUGGAGGCGAGCGCCAGCAUCGUCGCCGAGAUCUCGAAAAAGUACGGCGGAACGGGACUGGUCUUUGCAAAAGACAAGGCCCAGAGCGACGAGCUAUGGCGCGCGAGGAAGGCGGCGCACUGGUCAGCUAUGGCGCUGGUCGAAGGCGGCACAUGCUACAGCACCGACGUCUGCGUGCCGGUUAGCAAGCUCCCGCAAUUGGUCAGGGAGACGCAGGAGGAUCUGAGGAAGCAUGGGAUCGUCGGGCCAUUGCUGGGACAUGUCGGAGAUGGAAACUUCCACGCUGCUUUGAUAUUCAAGAACGACGUUCCGGGCGAGUUCAAGAAGGUGGAUGAUGCUGCGCACCGCAUGGUGGAAAGGGCGAUCGCGCUAGAAGGGACAUGUACAGGCGAACAUGGUGUAGGCAUUGGCAAGAGGAUGUACCUGCGCUCAGAGCUGGGAGACGGUACACUGCGCGUAAUGAAGACGCUCAAGAAUGCGUUAGAUCCAAAGGGAAUCAUGAACCCCGGCAAACUGUAUCCAGAUGAUAUUGACUGA
Messenger RNA from Dioszegia hungarica, 1671 nucleotides. RefSeq names its product FAD-linked oxidase-like protein. Gene Ontology annotation, biological process: lactate catabolic process. Lineage: Eukaryota; Fungi; Basidiomycota; Tremellomycetes; Tremellales; Bulleribasidiaceae. The record is from RefSeq and is a predicted model, not a curated record. Gene Ontology annotation, cellular component: mitochondrion. Gene Ontology annotation, molecular function: D-lactate dehydrogenase (cytochrome) activity; FAD binding; D-lactate dehydrogenase (NAD+) activity. The transcript is spliced from 11 exons. Bases 1 to 1671 code for a protein of 556 amino acids.